AUGGAGUACACUUCAGAGCAGUUAAACUAUUUCAGAAUAUGUUACAUCGCCUUCAACUUGGUCCCCGAAGCACUUCGGGAGGUCUUCAAACAAGAGUGGAAUUUCCUUUACAUGACGACUCCGUUUGGGAAAUGGGAAGACAUUCCACAAAAUGGACACGAUUUCUACAACAACGAGACCACAAAAAGCCUAAAAAAGAAUGCUCGAUAUUUAACGACAAUACAAAAAGGAAACACGGCAGAGUGGGACUGCAGUUGUCUAAUUUUUGCAAUCUUGUAUUCGGAUACAAUUGGCACCACGCUGAGUGCGGCAAUCAGAAAAGAAGUUGAUGAUCUCCGACAAGUUAGAAAUGAUAUUUCUCACAUGAAUGACGCUGAACUUACAGAUGCUGAAUUCCAGAAUUAUGCAGCAAGAGUGCUAGUGGCAUUCACGUCUUUGAAGCUUCCUCUUGAUGACGUUGAGAUUGUUAAAAACCAGACCAGCUUUCCCACAGCAGAAGUAAAAAGCUUGAAGAUGCAGGCUGGUAAACUCAAACAUGAUUUAAAAACGAAAGAUGAGGAAGUGAAAAACCUAAACUCCGAAUUGCAAUUGACUCAAAACAAAUUGCAGAAGAAGCAAAAAGUAAGAGAAAGUCUUACUCAGGAAAUCAAUUCCACAGUCGAAUCUUUCUGCAGUCUCACAUUAAAGCCAUCACAUCAAAUCAUUAGACGUUUGGGCGAUGUCACGAGAAUCACGAAAAAACUGGACGAGCUUCAACACAAAAACAAGAGAGCCGUCAGCACCAUCUAUUUAUCAGGGAUACCGGGCUGUGGUAAAAGUCAAAUUGCGCGUCAAGUGGGACAGGGAGUCUUUGACAGAAGAUUAAGUGAAGGUGAAGGCCUAGCAUUUGUUGCAACCUUGAAUGCAGAAACCCUUGACUCACUUGCCGACUCCUAUUUCUGUCUAGCUAGACAUCUGGGGAUUACGGAAUACGCUUUGACCAACCUAGCGGUCUCCACAAAGGGCGAGCCAAGAGAAAAAAUUCAGGAUUUAAAGCGUUUUAUUACUCCAAAGAUGAAACAGUUCUCUUACUGGCUGAUAAUUAUAGAUAACGUCGUUGACCUACCCUCUGUUCGUUGCUAUCUGCCCGCGACUGGCAGUGAAGAAUGGGGCUAUGGUCAGGUGCUCAUAACUACUCUAGAUACCUGGUCAGUACCCUCAAAUGCUCCUCAUACAUAUCAUGAGUCUCUUAACCAAGGCAUGGAUCCAGAUGACGCAUUGGAUCUGUUAUGGAAAGUCUCACAAAUGUCAAAUCAAGAUCAAGCAGAGAAGGUAGCUGAAGCUCUUGAGUAUCAGCCACUUGCCUUAGCAGCUGCAGCAGUUUACGUACAAACAGUUGUCAACCAUGGUUCUCCCAAUUAUGGUUGGAGAAAAUACCUAGAAACGUUUGAGAACAACGAACGUGAAGCCAAAGAAGAACUUUUUGUGAAACAGAACAUAGCAUAUCCGCAGACAAUGUCUUCUUCCAUAAAACUGGCCGUAACAAGAGUUAUAGAAAGCGAUGACAUUCUUCGUGAAGUAUUUGUUUUGUUUUCGCUAUGCGCAUCUGAUUCUAUUCCAGCUGAAGCUGUUGUUGGCUUCGUUAAAUAUCGUACCACAGAGCAAGCAGAAGAGUUCAUCAGAGCUAAAAUUCAGAAAUCCUCCUUGAUAUCUUAUGUAUUUGACGAAGACCGCACUAUCACUUAUUUCAGAGUACAUAACGUCAUUUACGAGGUGUUGAAGUCAGUUACAACGUGUGGCCGGGACUUGACCUAUAUAACUGAGUGCCUUUCUGUUUCUAUUACUAUUUUUCAUUCAUUGAUAGAGACAAACAAAAAUCUUCUACAAGCUAGUGGGAAAGUGUGCGUAAAAUUAGACAAGAUUACCCAUCAUUGUAGACAGCUAUACCUAGUUUUCAGAACUACUUUUACUAUCUACACAGAAUUAUUAGAUAAGGAGUUAUCACAUUUAAUCACCCCUGGUGAUUUAGUUUCGUGGCUUUCCUCGACUGCAGAAGUCUGCUGCCUCCUAAAUAAACUAUCAGAUGCUUACUUCUUUUCAAAAUCAUCAUCUUACUUUUUAGAUUAUCUUAAUAAUGAACCGAAGGAUAGACUGCUAAGGUCAGAUCAUUUCCACGUACACGGCAAUGUAUAUAGUUCCAUUGGCCAGUACACCCAGGCUAGGGAGUACCAUGAAAGGUCUCUCACCAUUAGAAAAGAGAUUUACGGCGAAGACCAUGAAGACGUAGCGGCAAGUUACAACAACCUGGGAAAUGUUUACAGUAACCUUGGUCAGUACAGUCAGGCUAAAGAGUGCUAUGAGACGUCGUUGGCCUUCUUUACAAAAAAAGAUCACGGUGGACACCAUGGUCAUGUAGCUAUGAGCUACAACAACCUCGGAAAUGUUUAUAGUGCCCUUGGUCAGUACAGUCAGGCUAAAGAAUACCAAGAAAAGUCUCUCGCCAUUAGAAAAGAGAUUUACGGUGAACACCAUGGUGACGUGGCGACUAGCUACAACAACCUUGGAAAGGUUCACAGUGACCUCGGUCAGUACAAACAGGCUGAAGACUACCAUCAAAAAUCUCUUGCCAUCAGAAAGGAUAUUUAUGGUGAACACCACGGCGACGUAGCUUUAAGCUAUUACAAUCUGGGAAAUGUUUACAGUAACCUUGGCAAGUACAGUCAGGCUCAAGAGUACUAUGAGAAGUGCCGUGCCAUUAGAAAGGAAAUAAUCAGUGAACUCCAUCAAUGGUCGACGAUCAACCGUCUAUCAGUCGGAGAGAAUCCUCUCUCAGUUAAUUGUGACGUUGGUCAGUACAGCCAGGCUCGUAGUUCACAAUUACAUUAA
Molecule: messenger RNA, 2865 nt
Organism: Porites evermanni
Lineage: Eukaryota; Metazoa; Cnidaria; Anthozoa; Scleractinia; Poritidae
Source: the annotation of a GenBank genome assembly